UUCGCACUUUGUGGUAGUGGCCCACCGUACCCCAGGCUUAUUAACAUCUUUCUUUUAGCCACAUCCAGAUUCUUCCAGCAGCGUCUGACUGCAUAUCCUGACAGCCUCUUGAAUUUUAGUUAUGCCAAGUUAGCAAUGGGCGAAUCAACUCAGAGUAUAUGUUUUUAGAGUUGUCAUUGAAGGUUGUAACAAAAGGACUGAGGUCAAUCGAGUGCUGAUUAGACGCAUGGCGUAGAGAUCCAUGGCCCUUACGUGAAAAGAUGGUCAAUCUGAACCUGCCCUAUAAGGCGUCAAAAAGCGAGAUUCAUAGAGCAAGUCUACAGUGACCAUAUCCCGAUGCAACACCCGCUAUACCCUACGAGUCCAGAAGGGCGUAAAAUUGACAACCAGCAGUGGAGACGGAUAGUCUGUCUCGAAUAACUCAGCAUCUCCGAGUUGGCAUGAGUAGGUGACAGAGUCCAGAUGAAUCCAGACACACUAGAAGCAAUUUAAAUUGCAAUUACUUCCCUCCCCCCCUUUUUAAUAUUUUUUCCUUGUUUUAGGUACAGUAAACAGAAGUUCCCAAUUCAUCAACCAGUCCUUUUGUACUUCAAUCCCUUCCCGCCGUAAUGUGUAGCUAGCGUCACGGCAAUCACCUCAAGAUGACCACUAUCAACGACACCAGCAAACCGGUCGUGGUACCCGUAGUGCCCGCCCCAGAGCUUGCCAAGGCAACAAUUCCCGGCUUAGACGUCACAGUAGGGCACGCCCUCACCUCAGAAGCCGCCGCCAUCGCGAAGAUAGGCGCAGACACAUUCGCCGCCACAUUCGGGUUCUCGGUGUCUGAAGAAGACCUGGCCAUGUUCCUAACCGAGACGUACACCGAAAUCACCGUGUUGGCGGAUCUGCAAGAUCCCGCCGUGCAGACGUGGGCAGCCCGGGACACGUCUGGCAAGGUGCUGGGGUUGGUACAGCUCGUCCGGGGCCUGUCGGAGCCCUGCGUCCCGGGAGACACCGCCACACACGCCGAGCUCCGGCGGUUGUAUGUCGACACCACCGCGCACAGCCGGGGCAUCGGCAAAAAGCUCAUCGCUGCCGUUGAGGAGCAGGCUCGCGCCGAGGGUUUCAAGCAAUUGUGGCUCACCGUCUGGGAGAACAAUCCCAAAGCAGCGAAACUGUAUGAGAGGCUGGGUUAUCAGAAAGUGGGAGAAGCCGACUUUACCACUGGCACGUGCGUCCAGACCGACUGGGUUCUCUCGAAGAGCUUAUGAAAGAGAUUACGUGUAUUCUCUGUGAUUUUAUGAACCUGGUAACGAAAGCGUUGUUAUAAUCAGAGAAGAGUGCAGGGAGGCAUUGAAGGAGUCUUGGAGCAAGCGGUCUUGGUGGGGAAAAUGUUUGACAAUAGUUUGGAGUUCAUUGGCGUUUAACUGAUACAGGUAGACAGGCGGUAGACAGAAACUGGUGAUGGGAUAACCACUACACAAGGGCUAGGAGCCGAUUUUGGAAUAGAAGCUAUCCGCCAUAUCAUAAUCCCUUAUAGCUAACCAAGUUCAUGUGAUCAAUUCAGGUCCCUCCCCGCAUGAACCCCU
This is a messenger RNA of Xylaria bambusicola, 1568 nucleotides long. Its product is annotated as acyl-CoA N-acyltransferase. The coding region runs from base 642 to 1250 and encodes 202 amino acids. The record is from RefSeq and is a predicted model, not a curated record. Gene Ontology annotation, molecular function: N-acetyltransferase activity. The transcript is spliced from 2 exons. NCBI's taxonomy places the organism in Eukaryota, Fungi, Ascomycota, Sordariomycetes, Xylariales, Xylariaceae.